Candoia aspera is the source of this 9613-nucleotide messenger RNA. RefSeq names its product phospholipase D1 (gene PLD1). The record is from RefSeq and is a predicted model, not a curated record. Gene Ontology annotation, molecular function: phosphatidylinositol binding; D-type glycerophospholipase activity. Lineage: Eukaryota; Metazoa; Chordata; Lepidosauria; Squamata; Candoiidae. Gene Ontology annotation, biological process: regulation of vesicle-mediated transport; regulation of microvillus assembly; intracellular signal transduction. The transcript is spliced from 27 exons. The coding region runs from base 188 to 3286 and encodes 1032 amino acids. Gene Ontology annotation, cellular component: intracellular membrane-bounded organelle; plasma membrane region.
CGUAGCAAAACGCCGACUGUUGCUUUCCUGCACAGGAAGAGUCCCCCUGUGCUUUAUUUUCCUUUGCUGAACAACAGCAUGAAUAUUUAACCAGGAAGGGGGGCUGGGUGUUGCUUUUUAAAAGAACGAUGGGGCACUUCUCCCUCCUGGGGCACAAGCCCCUCGUGUGCAAGUGUAAACCCCUAAGAUGUCUCUUGGCGAUAGGAAGAAAGUGAGCACUUCAGCACUGAGGAAGAUUGCUGCCGACAUGAGUAACUUAAUUGAAAGCCUGGACCCGAGGGAGCUGCAUUUCGAAGGGGAAGAAUUGGAUAGUGAUGUGGUACCUGAUCCAAAAGCCCCUGUGGGCAUUCCAUUCUCCACCAUUUAUAACACUAAAGGAUUUAAAGAGCCUCACGUACAGCUCUACCUAACUGGGUGUCCAAUCCAAGUACGUGUUCUAGAAGUGGAGCGUUUUACGUCAACAACCAAGGUACCAAGUCUACAUGUUUACACCAUUGAGUUGACACAUGGGGAGUUUACAUGGCAAGUGAAGAGGAAGUACAAGCAUUUUCAGGAGCUGCAUAGAGAACUGCUUCGAUACAAAGCUUUUAUACGAAUUCCCAUCCCAACACGAAGACACACUGUGCAAAGACAGACCAUCAAAAGGGGAGAAGCAAGACAAAUGCCGAGUCUCCCACGCACCUCUGAGAAUAUGGUCAGAGAAGAACACCUCUCCAGUAGAAGAAAACAACUGGAAGAUUAUCUCACAAAACUCUUAAAAAUGCCCCUGUACAAGAAUUACCAUGGAACAAUGGAAUUCCUUGGUGUAAGUCAGCUGUCAUUUAUCCAUGAUUUAGGACCUAAGGGCAUAGAGGGCAUGAUUAUGAAAAGGUCUGGAGGACAUCGAAUUCCCGGUUUGAAUUGCUGUGGGCAAGGAAGGCUGUGCUACCGAUGGUCGAAAAGGUGGUUAGUAGUAAAAGACUCUUUCUUACUGUACAUGAAGCCAGACAGUGGAGCUGUUUCCUUCGUCCUACUGGUAGAUAAAGAAUUCAGUAUAAAGAUUGGCAAGAAGGAGACCGAAACUCAAUAUGGUUUACGAAUUGAUAAUCUUUCCAGGUCACUGAUUUUGAAGUGCAACAGCUACCGACAUGCUCUCUGGUGGGGUCAAGGAAUAGAAGAAUUCAUUCAGAAAAAUGGCAAGAACUUCCUCAGACAUCACAGAUUUGGUUCCUACGCAGCCAUCCAGGAGAACACAUUAGCCAAGUGGUAUGUAAAUGCCAAGGGGUACUUUGAAGACGUGGCAAAUGCCAUGGAAGCAGCCAAGGAAGAAAUUUUCAUCACAGACUGGUGGCUGAGCCCCGAAAUAUUCAUGAAGCGGCCUGUGGUGGAAGGGAAUCACUGGAGACUAGACUACAUUUUGAGGCGGAAGGCUCAACAAGGAGUGAGAAUCUUUGUGAUGCUCUACAAAGAGGUAGAACUUGCUCUGGGUAUCAACAGUGAAUACACCAAGAGGACCCUAAUGCGCCUGCAUCCCAACAUUAAGGUAAUGAGGCAUCCUGAUCAUGUGUCCUCUACUGUUUAUUUAUGGGCCCACCAUGAAAAGCUGGUGAUCAUUGACCAGUCCAUAGCUUUUGUUGGCGGCAUAGACUUGGCGUAUGGCAGGUGGGAUGACAAUGAGCAUCGACUGACAGAUGUGGGCAGUGUAAAACGCAUGACAGCAGCCAGAUCUGAGUCUUCAGUGAACCUUUCUUCUAUAGCUGAAACUGUUCAGCCUCAGAUGGAGCCUUCAAUGAACCCACCUUUGCAAGGAGGCAGUGACGAUGCCCCAGAAGCUUCAAGAAUGAAAGGAGUAGGCAGACCCAAGAAAUUUGCCAGAUUCAGCAUCUACAGACAGCUCCAUCGACAUGCCUUGCAUCACGCCGACAGCGUGAGCAGUGUAGACAGUGAUUCAUGUAAAGGCUCAGUCCGCAGUUUGAAGACAGGUGUUGGAGAGCUUCUUGGUGAAACUAGAUUCUGGCACGGAAAAGAUUAUUGCAACUUUGUGUUUAAAGACUGGGUUCAGCUGGACAAACCCUUUGCUGAUUUCAUUGAUCGCUACACCAUGCCAAGGAUGCCAUGGCACGACAUUGCCUCUGUAGUGCAUGGCAAAGCUGCACGGGAUGUAGCUCGGCAUUUCAUUCAGCGUUGGAACUUCACAAAGAUCAUGAAAUCCAAAUACAGGUCCCUUUCCUACCCUUUCUUAUUGCCGAAAUCUCAGCGAACAGCUGACGAGUUGAACUAUCAAGUCCCGGAGGCUGUGCACGCCAAAGUGCAGGUGCUCCGCUCUGCUGCUGACUGGUCUGCUGGUAUUAAGUACCAUGAAGAAUCGAUUCAUUCCGCUUAUGUGGGCGUGAUAGAAAACAGCAAGCACUACAUCUAUAUAGAGAACCAGUUCUUUAUUAGCUGCGCCGAUGACAAAGUUGUGUCGAACCGAAUCGGUGAUGCCAUUGCACGCAGAAUUCUCAAAGCCCACAGGGAAAACAAACGGUACCGAGUCUACGUAGUAAUCCCCCUGUUGCCUGGUUUUGAAGGUGAUAUUUCAACGGGAGGAGGCAAUGCCCUCCAGGCCAUUAUGCAUUUUAACUACAGGACCAUGUGCAGAGGAGAGAAUUCAAUCUUGGGACAGCUGAAAGCUGAAAUUGGAGACCAAUGGAUUAAUUACAUUUCAUUCUGUGGACUUCGAAACUAUGCUGAGCUGGAAGGAAAACUCAUUACUGAACUGAUCUAUGUCCACAGCAAGCUGCUGAUUGCUGAUGACAACACCGUCAUUAUAGGCUCUGCAAACAUCAAUGACAGAAGCAUGUUGGGGAAAAGAGACAGUGAAAUGGCUGUCAUUGUGGAAGAUACUGACACCGUUGCUUCAGUGAUGGAUGGGGAAGACUACAGAGCAGGAAGAUUUGCUCAGUCUCUUCGCCUUCAGUGCUUUAGGGUUGUUCUUGGCAGUUCAAUAGAGCUGAAUGAUAUCCAGGAUCCCAUAUGUGACAAAUUCUUUAAAGAAGUGUGGGUUGCAACAGCAGCACGCAAUGCCACUAUUUUUGAGAAGGUUUUCCGAUGUCUUCCUAGCGAUGAAGUUAAUAACUUAACCCACCUGCGGGAUUUCAUCAACAAACCAAAGCUUGCUUGUGAGAAUCCCACUAAAGCAACUGAAGAACUGAAGAAAAUCCAUGGCUUUCUAGUCCAGUUCCCCUUUCGCUUCUUGGAUGAAGAGAAUUUGCUUCCCUCUGUUGGAACAAAAGAAUCCAUAGUGCCCAUGGAGACGUGGACUUAAGAGGAGUCAGCUUGGAUUUUUUUUUUAAGUAAACAAAACACAGGUCUUGUUUGGCUUCUGGUUUCACAAGAACUUUUUGCCGUAAGAAGAAAAGUCUGCACCAAUCCAAAAGUGCCUUUUUGAUGGUAGGGUUUUAGAGAUAAUAACAGCCUAGCAGAGGUAGUGUUGGAAAAAACAGAUUAUUGAUAAGUUAUGUUCUCAAUAGCAGGGUGACUUUCAAGCAAUCUGAAAAUGGGGAGUGGGUCAACAGAAGAUACUUUCUCUAAAAGUCUACAGUCAUACUCCAAGACACUUCACAUAUUCCAUGCACGCUUACUCUACGUAUAUGGUUAUCUUAAAUAGAACCUACAAACCCUUCGUUAUAAGUAACUGGGAUAAGAUAUCUGCUUAUACUAUCCAUCUUUUAUUCCAGACAACAAUUGGUAAUCAGUUUUCCACAAGGAUAACUAAGGUCACUGCUUAUAGAAACCUUUCCAGGCAAAGUGAACUGCAUCUAUAUUUCCAUUUUAAAAGAAAUCCACAUGUAAUUGUGACAACGCCUUUACUGUGAUUUGUAGACUAUUAGUGUUGUUUAUGUCUUUGAGACUUGUUAGAUAGAGUAUUUCCUUAUAACUCCUUUUUAAAUUCUGCAAAUUGUAUAGCAACUAGUGAGAAACACUGCACGAUGCCACUUUGGGCCUAACUGUGAUCACUCUUUCUUGAGUAAGUUAUAGACGUUUGCAUAGAACGUUUGUUUACUGCUGUAUUUAGAGUGAGAAGUAUUUCUUCCUGCAUGUGACCUGUUAGAACAGUAUGCGUUGAAGGUUUCUGAAACAGUACUGGUAAGUUGCCAGAUUUGUUUCGUGUACUUGAUGGCAGAAAAAAAAGGGUAUUUAUGUAAUGAUUUAGCAAAGUUCCCUGUUCUCUUCAAGAGGGACCAAUUAAUUCUUCCCUUCCUACUAAGAAACACGUGGCCAGAGAAGUCCUUCUUGUAUGUCUACUGUUUCUACUUCCAAAGAGUCUGUGAAAUCCUAUGGCUAGGGACCACACAACAUUUUUUGAGCACUGGAGUAGAUAGGUCAAAGUUUUUUGUUUUUUCACAGAUGCAAGGGGCUUACAUUACAGUUUAGGUGUGUUCCCUAUCCCCAGAUAGCAGAAUCCAUGCCACUGAUUUGGCGGUUGUGAUUGGAAGGGACUUUGAGAACUGAAAAAAAAAAGAGGGGUAGGAGUCACAUAUAAGCUAUAGCUAUAUACCCCUAACCCUUUCAUUAUAGAUUGUUCAGCCCUGUGCUGAUGAAAUUCUCCCCACCACCACUCCCCACAUAGAGAAAAGAAACAUGCUACUGUACUCUAAAUUCUAGUCUUCAUGCAAAGAUUCCAGGUUCAACCCCUGGCAAUUUCAAGGUCAAAGGGAUUAAGAUCUUUACCGGAAAUCCCAAAGCAGCUUUCUCAAAUAUGGGAUCCUGCUGUGUUGGGCUAUGAUUCUCCUCAUGCCCAGUCAGCAUGGCCAAUCAGAAUAAACAACACUGAGCUAGGUGACCAAAUCAGAUAUCAACUAUUGUCCUGUUUCUAACUUCCUGGUUCUAAAUGUCUUCAUGAGAACUUAUCUUUGUGCUAAAAGGCUAGCAGUUUUUAAGUAAGGAGAGCAAUUAUCAGAAUUUGAGGUAAGCUGUAAAACCGUAGUAAAUCUUCAUCCCCUUUCUCCAGAUCCUAUCUUGCAAAAAGUUGUCUGAAGCCUUACUGACACUGUGAUGUUAUAGCAAGACCAUACAGUUGUAUAUCCUGAUUAAUUUGGGGCCAUAUGUUGUCUUCUGGCAUUAUCUUCUUAUGUUUACAGUUAGUCCUUGUUUAAGACUGUUUGAAGUUACAAUGGCGCUGAACAAGUGGUACUUACAACUGGUCCUUGAAGUUCUGGCUGUUGCAGCACUCCGAUUGUCACAUGAUUGCAAUCUGGGUGCUUGACAACUGACUUGCACUUACAACGGUUGCAGCGUCCUGCAGUCACAUGAUCGCCAUUUGCAGCCUUCCCUGCCAGCUUCCCACAAGCGAAGUCAAUGGGAAGCCGGCAGGGGAGGUCGCAAGUCACUCCUGUAAGGUGCUAACACUCUCCCCCACCCAGCAGCAGACACCCCCAGACCUGCUGCUCUCACACUGCCCCUGGAGGGCCACCCGCAUACCCUCCCCCACCCUGCACUAGCCAUUUACCUGCCUGCUGGCCUGCUUGAAAGUCGCCUUGGACUUGCUUAACGACCCGUGAUCCUCAAUGAUAGCAACAGGGAGUGCUCGAAUUGCUGUCGCUAAGUGAUGUGGUCACAUGAUGUCACACUUUACGACCACAUUGCUUAGCGAUGGAAAUUCCGGUCCCAAAUACCGUUGUAAACCAAGGACUACUGCAGUCUAACACAGAGCAGUGGGCAGCCCUUUUCCUCUCCUACUCAGAACAAAGGUGACAUAAGCAAACAGAAACCUGAGUUACUAUUCAUGUGAAAGUGAUUGCAGUUAAAACUCAACUGACAAAUGCAGGAGGUUGUCUCUUCACUUAUUUCACCACUCCAACAGUAAGAGGGGGGAAGUCAUUCACCACUCCUGUGUUGGACUGAAGCAAACAGACUAUAGUAUCUGAAGAAUCUGUAGGUUUGCAGUUGGAAUUAAACCCAUGUGAAUAUUAUGAGCUUUGCAGUAGAUCAUUAAAAACUGCACCUAUGCAAUUGCUCAUGCAUUCUCACCUGUGUGGCUGUACUUCAACCUUGAUGACCUGAUGUGCUCCAGAUUCAUUAGGAUUGGAACUCCUAGAAUUCCCAAGCCAUUUGUAGUCUGAACACACCUGGGGAGCCCUAGGUUGUGGGAGGCUGCUGACAUUCACCGUAACACAGCUGAAACCCACUCCUAUUUGCAGAAGCUCCUUGCUCUAUCAAUAAUAGUAGGAUACGGUGGCUAUUCUGUUGGAAUGCACAGGGAACCUGGGGUCAGAAACAGGUAACAUGAAGAAAGGGACCUGUGGGCUACCACCUUCUUCUCCAGGACAAAGCCAUCUUCCUGGCCAGUAAUACUGGACUCAGUCUAAUCAGAUUUUGAUCUCUCUGACUGAGGAACUCUCAAAUACCAUAGUGUUUCAUCUUCUAGCAUGGGCAACAUUUCGGAUGUUGCUGAACCACAACUGCUAGCAGCAUGGCCAAGAUACUGGGAGUUGUAGUUUGUCAGCCUCUGGAGGCUCUCCCUCCUUUACAUUGUACUCUUUGGCUUUUAAAAGACUGUGACAAAGGUUUUAUAGUCCCUCCCAUAAAACAUAACUGGCCCUUCCAUGUUCAGCUUAAGCACCUGGUUGCCUGUAUUGCAGAAACAAUUUAAUGAGACAUAGAACAGUGCCUGGCAAAUAAGAACCAAUAUUUCUCAUGGGCAGACCAACUGCCCAGCUUAGUUGUUAACAUGCUUGGUGUUUCAUGCUGCUAAUUAGUAAUAUGGAUGGAAAUCUCAAUCAUUGUUUAAAUCCAGAGGUUAUUUUGUGAUUUCAGUAAUUCUUGCAGCACAAACUUUAGAGAAAAAACCUGUUUGGAUAAUUGUAACUCUAUAAUCUAUUGUACAUGAUUCCUUAGAUUUAUAUCCCAUCUUCUCUCAAGUAGCUCAAGAUAGUAUAUGUAACACUUCUCCAGUUUUUCCUUCACAGUAACCACCCUGAGAGGGGAUAGCCCAAAGUCACCCAGUGAACUGGAGGUGGAUUUAAAUAUGGAUCUCCCUGGUCCUCAUCCAGUCCUUUAAUCACUAUGCCAUAUGAUUACUCAGAAGAAGUUGGUUUCAAUUCUUUCCAUCAUUGCUUUUGUUAUAACCCAUCCUCCUCCCUCAGAAUGCCUGGAAGAAGGGGAAGAUUACUAACAUUUCAGUUAGAAUUUCACUUUAGCACCUUUUUUUGCAUGAAAUGCACUUUGUAGAUCAGGCAUGGGGAAAUAACCCAUUCCAAAUGUUACUGGGUUCCAACCAUCAUCAGCUCCAUGCAACAUUGAUAAGUUUGACAGAAGCUGUUUAACAACAUCUGGCCACAAGUUCAUCAUCUCUCCUAGGUGGUGGGCAAGUUGCAGAAAUGGCAGGUAUAACAUGUGAACUCACUUGGUAGUCCUGCCUGGUUUCUCAGCUCAGUAGGUUAGAAACAAACCACAGUCAACAUCAAUAAUUAUUAACUGUGUUUUAUGCCCUUCAUAAGAUACUCUGCUUUGGAUUUUGUAUGCUUGCCCCCAAAAUGAUUGGUUUCACACAACAUGCUUAACUGAUUUAAUUUAUUUUUUAGUUGUAUUGCACAUGAAAUCAUAGAUUAAUCGAAGAGACUGGAUUUUCACUUUGUGUUAAGCCAUAAAAAUACCUAACUAAUACUAAAGCUGCCCAAGCUUAGCAUGCUGUGUGAAUAGAACUAGUCUUUAACUUAACUGGUUAGGUAUGUCUUGCAAACAGCCCAUGAAUUACUACUGGUCUAAAUUGUGUUUGUUUCAUCAUGCUUUCAAGGUAUCUGUUAGAGUUGUUUGUUUUGUACUGAGAAUCACUGGCAAAUCAUUGUGUCUGAAGAACAACAACAAAUGUGCACACUUACAAGUUCACCAUGUGAAAUACAGGUGAGCUAAAGCUGGUUGCUCAAAUGUGUAAAUGAUUUGGAUGUAACCAUGGGCAGUACAGUAUUUGACUAGUGGAAAACAAACAGAAUAUCACUGACCACCCAUAAAUUAAGGUGGUUAUCACUUUGUACAGUGAGGAAGAAGUCUUAUAUUUUUUAGAAUAAUUCUAAUUAUGCACUUAAUACACAUAAAUUAACACAUGCACACUUUGUACAAAACUCUAUCCUUUCACACACACACACAAAUAUUUUUUAAGGCACCUUUUCUGGGAGUUUUUUAUGUAACAUCUCUGGGUUAUGUUCUUAUCAGGCCCAGGAAAUUAGCAGACCAGUUUUAUUAUGCAGUUCCUUGACUCAAUCCAUAGUCUUCACUCUUGUAUAAGGCCUGCAGGGAACACUAUGUACCAAAAUUACAUAAAACACAAUAUGGCCGGUAUCGGUAAUAGUCUUUUUGCUGUGCUUUUUGCUGUUACUCCUCCAGCAAUAGGCUUUUGCUAUGGGGAGCAUCAGAACUAUCCUAACUCCAUCAUUUAGGAAUGCUGAACUGACAAGGGAAAGUAUGGCUCUGAUAAGUCCAUUUUCUUGUAGGCUCCAAUCCUUGUUACGAUAGAUCCAUUCUAAUUAUGACAAUACAAUCCUUAUGGUACAGAACAUGAAACCCAUACAGCUAAAAUGUAUCUUCCCAUAGGAUCUUUCCUGCUCACUCAAGUCGUAAGAGCUUCCUCUUGUUGCAAUAUUGUCCAAGAAGGAUCAGAUUGUAUUACGUUGGUCACAGCAUAGAACCUUCUCAGCUGUGGCACCAAGUUUAUACAGCUCUGCCCUAUGAGACUCACCUGACCUUUAUAUUCUGCAGCCAGAUGAAGAAAAGCAUGUGCUUUUGAUAUGAGUAAUAUUUUAAACCUCUGUUAUAUUUUAAACUGGUUAAUGUUAUGCUGAUUUAUGAGCUAGUCUGUAUCAUUCAGUGUAAUGUUCUUACUUGUAACUGCUGAGUGCUUGCUGCAUUAGGGGACCUGUACAUGUAGACGCAGGCAGGGACUAGGAGCAAUGGCAUUCACAAAGGAAUAUACUGGGAUGGAACAGAGUUGUGCUUUCUUCACAUUUCAACUGGUGUAACGACUUCUAGGACCUCCAAACAGGAUUAUCCUCAUUGCUGUAGUUGCUGAGACUUUAUUGCCUGAUGAAUCAGGAAUUCAUGAAGCUGAAGGACAAAACUCAGUAUUGAUUGAAAUAAUCCUGCAACCAGGACAGAGUCUGAAUGAAAGUCAGAAACUAAUGGAAUUCGGAAGCUUUUUUUCUUUUCCAUUUGACCUUUUUAGGGAGAGAGAGAAAAAGUUACUUCUCUCAGUUGUCACUGAGUCCUUUGUUUUCUCUGUAUUGCAUUUUCCUAAAAUAGAUGUAGAUGCUGGGAAUAAUUGUAAUUUAUUUGUCUCCAUCCUUGACACUGAGAUAAUGGGAGAAAAAACAGCAUUAGCUUUUUAAUUGGCCAGUCAAGCUGCUGUCACAUUUAAUGGAACGUUAUCUAGGUGGCAAAGAAGCUUGUACAUCUUCGGAGGGGUCGGAACAAUUUUAUGUAUUUGUGCAACACUGUGAAUAUACCUUCUAUGAAGGAUACAUAAUUGUGUUUUUUUUUAAUUCCUAGCCUUGCUAAUGUCUGCUUUUACUAUUUUUCUCCUUUCCGCUGUAACUGGGAAUACUUACAUGUUUAUCAACUGAAAAACGGAACUUGAACAUAAAGUAUGGGAUCCAUUGCA